AUGGCCCCAUUCGCAAUAUGGCUCGGCUGGAAGCUCCUGAGACACGGCCAGAAGUUCGCGCUGUACUCAUUAGGCUACGUCGACACUCGAAAGAUCUAUGACCGGCCAAAGGACUAUGGCCUCGAGUACGAUUAUCUCGAGUUGACAACGGCCGAUGGUGUGCGAUUGGAAUGCUUCUUCGCCAGAUACGCCGCGCAAAACGCCUCCCGCAUCGAAACCCACGAAAGAAUCCAUAGAACCAACCUCGGAAUACCUGUGCCAAACUUCGACGUGGAGCCUGUUGUCGCCAAUGUGAUUGUCUUUCACGGGAGCACAACGAGCAUCGACACCCAGCCCUACAUCGACAUGGCGCGCAAACUCAUUCGGAGGAAAUGCAAUGUUCUAUUGGUCUCUUACCGCGGAUUUGGAGACUCUGCUGGAAAGCCAUCGGAAACCGGUCUCCAGUUGGAUGCACAGGCUGCUUUGGACUACAUCACCAACGAUCCGUCUCUUGCGGCACUUCCGACGUUCUUGUAUGGGUUCUGCUUGGGCGGCGCGGUAGCGAUUGAUUUGGCGGCACGCAACCCGACCGCCAUAUCGGGAGUCGUCGUCCAGAACACGUUCCUUUCCGUCCCCCGCCUCGUCCGCGACUGGCGCUAUAUCGGAUGGCUUGCCAAGCCCCUCGUGACGCAGCGCUGGGACUCCGCGACGAGAGUGCCGUCCAUACCAGCCGCGGUGCCGAUGCUCUUUCUCAGCGGGGCCAACGACGGGCUGGUCUCCAAGAAGCACAUGGAGGGCUUGUGGGCGAUCCGCAAGGGGGCGACGCCGUCUGAGUUGGACAGUUUUGAGUCGUUUGCGGGCGGGACACAUCUUUAUACGGAGCUUUGCCCGGGAUUUUGGGACAAGAUUGAUGCCUGGAUCAACGCUGUUGUUCCAGUCGGUAAUAUGACCCGGGCGAACGCUUUGUAG
Mycena indigotica is the source of this 948-nucleotide messenger RNA. RefSeq names its product Hydrolase-4 domain-containing protein. Lineage: Eukaryota; Fungi; Basidiomycota; Agaricomycetes; Agaricales; Mycenaceae. The record is from RefSeq and is a predicted model, not a curated record. Gene Ontology annotation, cellular component: membrane. Gene Ontology annotation, molecular function: palmitoyl-(protein) hydrolase activity. Bases 1 to 948 code for a protein of 315 amino acids. The transcript is spliced from 8 exons.